This is a messenger RNA of Plasmodium malariae, 2652 nucleotides long. RefSeq names its product conserved Plasmodium protein, unknown function. The record is from RefSeq and is a predicted model, not a curated record. The transcript has a single exon. The coding region runs from base 1 to 2652 and encodes 883 amino acids. Lineage: Eukaryota; Apicomplexa; Aconoidasida; Haemosporida; Plasmodiidae.
AUGAUGAAAAAAUACAAAAAAUACAAAAAAGCAAAUUGCAAUAUUGCUAUCGCUGUAAAAUUAUUUUGCAAAAAACAUUUGUCCACCGUUUGUAUUGCUCACCUCCUUUUUAAUACCAUUUUCUUAAAUUACCUUGUAAUUUAUAUUUUCCUUUUGCAAUUUUUCCAAAGUAAUAAAAAAAAUAUCCUGAACAAUGCAGGUAAUAUUUCAAAUUUGGAGUUUUCAGAAACAUGGAAAGAGAGAAUUCAUGUAGAAAAGUAUGAACAAGUUACUCACUUGGUUGGUAUUACAUAUAUCAUUUUCUGUUUGGCUUACUACAUUUUAGAAUUAUUUACAAAAUGGAAUAAAAAAUAUGAAAUUAAAAGGUUUUUAGUAAGAAGAAAUAAAGCAAAUAGGAGGGGGGAAAUUGAGAGGGAAAAUAAUAUUAACAGUUCAGAUAAAAAUGUGAUAAUUUCUGAAGAGAGAAAAAAAGAAAAACGCACAAAGGAAGAGGUACACAUAACAAUAAAUCAUAUUUUGUUGUGUAUUUUAUUAGCUAUAUUAGGAUUAAGCAAAUAUAACAAAAAUGAAAAAAUUUUUUAUUUUUAUUUUGUCUUAAUAAUAUGCGAAAUAAAUAGACCGCUAAUAAUAUUUAUGAACAUAAUAAAAGGUAUGAAAAAAUAUUAUAAAAAUACAUAUUUGAAGAAAGAGAGUAGUAUAAUAAUAAGAAAUGCAAUUAAGAAAAAGGAUCUUGUCCUUUUUUUUUGUUAUUUUGUUAUAUUAAGGUUUUUUAAACUGUUCACAUUCUGUUCUAAGAAGUUUAUGUUGUGUAAUAAAUAUGACUCGUCUAAUAAGAGGCUCUACAAAGGGGUAGAAAAGAAAAACGUAGCGGAGGAGAUGGGAACACAGUCAUCUCAAGUUAAAGAUAAUACAAUAAUAAGAAACCUAUUUUCUUUUUAUUACAAUCUUAUAAGUUCAAAUAUAUUAACAAAUUAUGGGAAGAAUGCUUUAUGCUAUUUGAUAAAGUAUACUCACAAAUUAUACUUUGUUAUUGUUCUAAUAAAAAAGCACGUCAACCGUUGGAUGUCUUCUUUAAAUUUUGUUUUCACAUCAAAACUAGGCACGUUAACUUAUGAAAUGAAUGAAACUAUGGAUAAUUUUAAGGGGAAAGGUAUGAAACACUGUAUGAAAAAUGGUGUAAACUUUAGUGAAGGGGAUAACGGAAAUGCAAAUGAAUUGAAUGAGUUCAUGUGUAAACAGCGAAGAGAUAAAGCGUGCAAAGGAUUUGACAUAGAGAAAGGAGUUCAUCAGGAGAAAGAUAUUCGUAAAGAGGAUACCAUCUCUUUCAGAGAACAAACAUCAGUAGCUUCACCUGGGUCAGAUGUAACGACAGAAUUAACAUCAGGCGAAGGAAACCAUAUUCGAAAAAUUAAUAAAAGGGAGUAUGCUCAUAUAAGGAGAAAUGUAAAUAAAUACAAGAAUUAUUAUGAGGAAUUUAAAAAAAACAAAGAAUAUCAUUGUGAAGAUAAAGUUGUUAACUCUGAUUACGAUAUAUCAAGAAAGGAAAUAUUUGGUUGUAAGACGAAGGAAAAAAGAUCAUUUCACGUAAUUGAAGAUGCACACAAUAAAUAUCUAUUUGAUCAUCUCGACUAUUCAGAGUAUGACUUAUAUAACAUUAAGAAGUGCACAUUUAACGUAAAGGAGGAAGACAGUAACUCCAUAGGACAAGAACAGUGGUGUAAAGAAAAUGCUAAACUAAGUCCUGCAACUAUGUUAACAAAAAAUAUUAACGAAAAGUCAGGUUAUACCGCUUCGAGCAGCAUUAACCACUUAGUUGACACUUCAACAGAAGUAGCAGAAAAUGUAUGCAAGGGAAGAGACAAAUGUACAGGUGAAAUGCCAUCGGAUGGUAAAAAGGGAGAGUUAUAUUAUUACGUUGAAGAAAGGGAUAAAAUUGAAUUUGCUCAGAAAGAAGAAAAAAAAAAUGAAAUAAAUAAUAGCUCAUUGGUAGAGAAAGAUUUAUAUAAAGGACAGGACAAGGAAACAAUAAAAGAUGUUAAUAUUAUUGAAGAAGAGUAUGUUAACAUGAAUCAUAUUGAUGAGCAUAUCGAAAAAGGGAAGGCAAAAAGAGAUGAUGUGUAUAUGGAACACUACAACACGCAGAGGAGUAACUCACAAAAGAAGAAGUCUUUUUAUUUACGACAUUUAAGUAUAUUAAGAAAUGUAAAAGAUGCUCAUGAAUAUAGGAGUAAUUUAAAAAAAUUUGUUCAAAAAAAUUUUUUCACAACAACAAAAACAAACGAUCAUUCACAGGUCGAAAACAAAAGGUACAGUGUCGAUUACUGUAAGGGGCAAAAGAAAAAAUUCUUGAAUAACAAAAAAAAAAAGAAGACAUGUUUGGAAAAAACUGUGAAGCUUUUUUUAGAUAGUUUUAAAAGAAGAAAACAAGUUUUAAUUUUUUUAAACACCAUACAUAAAAUUCUUUUAAUGAUUAACAUUUUAUUAAUUUUUUUUGUUAAGGGAAUUAUUAUAUACAUUAUUUUAUUUUCCUUUAUGUCUAAGUAUGACCACUCUUCUUUCUUUUUUCGUAAAUUUGUUUUAAUAUUAAUACAGUGUUGCUAUUUCUUUUUUUUUCAUUUUUAUGUGCGCCAGUAUAAGCAGAUGAUGAAGUAA